Molecule: messenger RNA, 2464 nt
Organism: Pezoporus occidentalis (night parrot)
Lineage: Eukaryota; Metazoa; Chordata; Aves; Psittaciformes; Psittacidae
Product: sodium/nucleoside cotransporter 1-like
Exons: 17
Coding region: 214-2247 (677 amino acids)
Biological process (GO): nucleoside transmembrane transport
Cellular component (GO): plasma membrane
Molecular function (GO): nucleoside:sodium symporter activity
Source: RefSeq, a predicted model, not a curated record
GAGGAUCCUAUGGGAUGGUCCCUUGAUGUGCUGGUACAAAAACUACUCUUAAAUCUCUACUGCAAAGGGUGUUUUUCUCCUGGGGACCUGGAACUCGAAAUCAGUGUUGGACAUGCAUGCUUCCAGAGGUGAUCCUGUCUUUCUCUUCCUAGCCAGCAUUGUUCCCCUGCAGUGCUGUUUCUCUAAUGCAUUGAAGCUGCUGCACUUCUGGAGAUGGAAGAAAACCGGAUAACCCUGGACAACCUUGGGAAGGGCUCAGAUAACCCAGCUUUCAGCUCCGUGGGGGAGGGCAGACUGUGUGAGGGAUGUGACGGUCCAUGUGGUGGAACCAAAGAGGAGAGGAGAGGAGAAGGGAAAGGGAGAUUUUCCUCCUACUGCAGGUUCCAUCUUCUGUGCCUCUCAAGUCUCUGGCAUGUGACUCUCCCCAGGAAGGCUGUGCAGCCGGCUUGCAAGGCAAAGCGCUUCUGCAAGGCUUAUGCCAAGGUGUUGAGAAGGGUCGUCCUGGCGUUCCUUGGAGUAGCCUACCUGUGCUACUUUAUCGCGGCCUGCUGGUUCAACUUCCAGCGAGCCCUUCCGUUGGUUGUGAUGACUGCUGUGGUUGUCUUCUUCAUCUGCUGGAGCCUCUUCAAGAAGCACUGUGGGGCAAAGGUGCUGCUGCUCCUCAGCCCCAUUUGGAAAUGCUUCAGAAAGUCCUGCCUAUGGCUGAAAUGGCUGUUAUGGGUGGCUCUCCUGGGAGGCCUGAUCAUAUGGCUGGCUUUGGACACUGCCAGAAAUCCAGAGCAACUCAUCUCACUGGCCGGCUUCUGCUUCCUGGUGCUGUUCCUGUUUGCCUGCUCCAAGCACCACAGCGCAGUGUCAUGGAGAGCUGUUUCUUGGGGUCUUGGCUUGCAGUUCAUAUUUGGACUUUUCAUCCUCCGAACAACCCCAGGCAUCCAAGCUUUCCAGUGGCUGGGUGACCAGAUCCAGUUCUUCCUAGGCUACACCACAGCUGGCUCCAGCUUUGUCUUUGGGAGCACGCUUAUUGAAGAAGUCUUCGCCUUUCAGACUCUGCCCAUUGUUGUUUUCUUCAGUUGUGUGAUGUCCAUCCUCUACUACCUUGGCAUCAUGCAGUGGCUCAUUGUCAAGAUCUCCUGGAUCCUUCAGGUCUCAAUGGGCACCACUUCCACUGAGACCCUGAGUGUGGCAGGGAACAUUUUUGUGGGACAGACCGAAGCCCCGCUGCUCAUCCGCCCAUACCUUGCAGAUAUGACCCAUUCAGAAAUCCACACUGUGAUGACUGGUGGCUUUUCUACAAUUGCAGGCAGUGUGAUGGGUGCCUACAUAUCCCUUGGGAUAGAUGCGGCAUCACUGAUAGCAGCUUCCGUGAUGGCUGCACCCUGCGCCCUUGCCAUGUCCAAACUCGUCUACCCUGAAGUGGAAGAGUCCAAGUUCAAGGGCAAAGCAAGCAUCCGCCUUGCGAAGGGAGAAGAGCAGAACAUCCUGGAAGCUGCAAGCAAUGGGGCUGCAGCCUCCGUAGGGCUCAUAGCCAACAUUGCAGCCAACCUCAUUGCUUUCUUGGCGGUGCUGGAGUUCAUCAAUGCUGCUCUGCGCUGGUUUGGCGAGAUGGUAGACAUCGAAGGGCUCUCCUUCCAGGUUAUCUGCUCCUACGUCCUCAUGCCUGUGGCCUUUCUUAUGGGGGCAGACUGGGCAGACUCUCCGCUGGUGGCUGAGCUCUUGGGGAUGAAGAUCUUCCUGAAUGAGUUUGUGGCAUACCAGCAGCUGGCCACAUACAAGAAAAAACGUCUGUCGGGUCUGGAGGAGUGGGAUGGGAGCCGGAAGCAGUGGAUAUCUGAGCGAGCCGAGAACAUCACCACCUUUGCACUCUGUGGAUUUGCCAACCUCAGCUCCAUUGGGAUCAUGCUGGGAGGUCUGGCCUCCAUGGUUCCCCAGCGCAAGGGUGAUUUGGCAUCCAUUGUGCUGCGAGCCCUACUCACUGGCACAUGUGUCUCCAUGCUCAAUGCCUGCCUGGCAGGCCUCCUUCAUGUGCCAACAGAGGUGGGUGACUGCGUGACCUUCCUCAGCACUGCCAACUUCAGCUCUACCAGCUACACCAUGUAUACCUGCUGCAAGCAGCUCUUUGCCAGCUUGGUGCUCGACAGUGGGACGGUCUCCUUCACGGGAGCCUGGGCUGGCCAGACAGAGGGCAUGCGGUGCCUGACACAGUGCUGUGGGCACUACAACCACACUACCUGCGAGGGGACAGCCUAGAAAUAUGCAAACACGGCCUGGAAACACCAGCAUCUGCAAAGUCUGGCCCCAAGCCUAAGAAGUGCCCCAUCAGAAACCUGCAAAUUUGGUCUCCUCUGCUCCAGUGAUGAUUGACAGCUGCAUGCACCCUGCAACCAGCACCCUUAGGUGCUAGCCCGCAGACACAAGGGAACUGCUCGCAAAUAAAUCACGGAAAUCCCCAUGUACUUGCCCUCAA